Portunus trituberculatus (swimming crab) is the source of this 1892-nucleotide messenger RNA. RefSeq lists its product as uncharacterized. Bases 55 to 1698 code for a protein of 547 amino acids. The record is from RefSeq and is a predicted model, not a curated record. Lineage: Eukaryota; Metazoa; Arthropoda; Malacostraca; Decapoda; Portunidae. The transcript has 14 exons.
GGGAAAGCUUAUCACACUUGCCACACUUGCUCCAUCACCAGAUAGCACAACACAAUGUCACCAUGUGAGAGAGGCGCCGCGGCCCACGGCGUGUUCCUGAUGUUGAUGGCAGGAAGCGUGGUCCUGGUAGCGGCGACGAGUGGAGCCUCUUCAAUUGAGGUUGAGUGCCACAGCCCCUUCACAGAGGUGGGGGGCCGCUGCGUGCACCUCGACCACAGCGUAUCCGGCACCUGGUUGGAAAUGAGGCGGUUCUGCCAGAUGCUUGGGGGAGACUUGAUCAACCUCGAAGAUGUACAGUUUUACGAAGACAUUCUUACAUACAUACGAGUCUUGGAUCUGCCCAAAGUCCACUUUUGGAUCGGCGCGUCUGAUCUGGAGCAGGAAGGCCACUGGAUGUGGACAGACAGGACGCCUGUCAAGAUGGGCACGCCCUUCUGGGCCAAUUAUGGAGCCGACAAUAUACAGAUGCCUGCAGGAGGAAAAGGACAAAACUGUGCUCUACUCGAUGUGAAUUUGCACUACUACUUCAAUGAUUACGAAUGCGAGAGUUCCACAAAAUGUGCAAUCUGUGAAAAGAUAUACUCAAUAAACCCCACGGCCAGGAAGGACCACACGAACCACUUCAUCUACGCUGGAACCCUGGCCGUGGUAGCGGCGACCCACGUCAAGCCAGGAACUCGACUUAUUCUUACUCUCGGGGAAAAGUUGUGCACGUCUGUCAAGAAGGCUGACCUUCCAGCAAAUGUUAAGAUGGGACUAACCCAGGAAAGACAGCAGCCUGAAGCCAGUCAUUGUGCUGGUGUUCUGCUGUGCCGCGUGACAGCACUGUUGGCCCAAAACGGGGUGCCCAUCCUGGUGGCAGACCCAUCCGUCCACACCCAAGAUGAGAUCACUGUAGAACUGCACGUCUGCAAGAUUGACCAGUUCACCACCCAGACCGUGACAGAAAUUUCGCGAAUCGUGCCACGAGCCGCUGUUGCUGAGUUCAACGUGCACACAGCGGCCUCCUACCUCUGGCUUACUCUUACUCUCGGGGAAAAGUUGUGCACGUCUGUCAAGGAGGCUGACCUUCCAGCAAAUGUUAAGAUGGGACUCACCCAGGAAAGACAGCAGCCUGAAGCCAGUCAUUGUGCUGGUGUUCUGCUGUGCCGCGUGACAGCACUGUGCUGUCACGCGGCACAGCAGAACACCAGCACAAUGACUGGCUUCAGGCUGCUGUCUUUCCUGGGAACCCUGGCCGUGGUGGCGGCGACGGACGUCAAGCCAGUAACGCAGGUGGUCUGCCAGAGUCCCUACACGGAGGUGGCAGGCCGCUGCUUGCAUCUUGAUUACAGCAUCUCAGGCAGUUGGCAAGAUAUGCGCCAGUUCUGUCAGGCGCUCGGGGGUGACUUGAUCAAUCUCUCAGAUAUUACAUUCUAUAGAGACCUUAUGCUGUACUUCAGAGGCUUGGAUCUGCCAAAUGUUCACUUUUGGAUCGGUGCCACAGACGAAGAAAAGGAAGGUUUUUGGGUGUGGACGGACGGAUCACCGGUCACCAUGGGCACUCCUUACUGGGCUAACUUUGGAGACAAUCAUCAGCAAAUGCCUACUGGAGGAACUUCAAAGAACUGCGCCAUGCUUGAUGCAACCUUCCAUUAUUAUUUCAGUUCCUAUUACUGUUCAAACAGCAAAGACGUGCAUCCAAUAUGCGAGCAGUAGCAAGAGAGUGAAACAGUCUUGGUAAUAACCGAGUCUGGCAAUUAUUUUGUCAAUAAUCGUGAACACAAAACGAGCAUAUCAUAUGUACAAAAACGUGUUAGGAAUUUAGGUGUAUUUACUUGCAUAAAUGCAUAAUGUGCUAACACAUCCACCUUCAAUAUGAUAAUUACCCCUGAAGUAUUUAGGAAAAGAUA